GAAUGGCCAGGGCGGGGAAUGAGCUCUAGCUGUGGGAUCGGCUGAGUGAACUGAGGAGGCGCCGCGAUGGCGACGACGCCGGCAGCUGCUGCUGCUGCAAGGAGCGUGGUGUUUGUCACCGGCAACGCCAAGAAACUGGAGGAGGUGAUCCAGAUCCUAGGUGACUCCUUUCCAUACAGGCUGAUUGCAAAGAAAAUAGACUUGCCUGAGUACCAAGGGGAACCUGAUGACAUUUCUAUCCAGAAGUGCCAGGAAGCAGCUAAGCAGAUCCAGGGACCAGUUAUUGUCGAAGAUACUUGUUUGUGUUUCAAAGCCCUUGGAGGACUCCCAGGGCCGUACAUAAAAUGGUUCCUAGAGAAGCUGAAACCAGAAGGGCUGUACAAACUGUUAGCAGGAUUUGAAGAUAAAUCUGCUUAUGCUCUCUGCACCUUUGCCUAUAGCACUGGAAAUCCGGAUGACCCAGUGAAGCUGUUCAAAGGCCAGACUCAGGGACAUAUAGUUGACCCAAGGGGACCUAGAGACUUCGGAUGGGAUCCAUGCUUCCAGCCAGAAGGUUAUGAUAAGACCUAUGCAGAAUUGCCCAAAUCAGUGAAGAACUCAAUCUCUCAUCGUUACAAAGCCCUGAAAGAACUGUCUACCUACUUCUCUCAAGAGCACAACUUGACAGAGGCCACAUCUUGUCUCAGUUAGCCUGCCUGGGUCUAUGAGAUCCCAUGGCUUUUGUACAGAAAAUUGUAUUUGAAAUUGGAGAUCAACGUUUACUUCCCUGCACAGAUCAUGUCCAAUAAUUUUAUUUUCUUUAAAGACCUGUGUUUCUCGCUUUCUUGUGAAAUAAUUAUUUCCAAAAGGCAGCAUGUCAAAUAUGUGUUGAAGGAUUUAGAUUUUCACUAGAAGCACCAGAAGAAUUCAAAAUACACUAGCAUGCAGGAAUGAAGAUGCAAGAAUAAACAUUAACUGUUUAAGUACCAGGAAAAUAAACACUGGAUUGAUGUGCUUUGUUAUCAAGACGGGCCCUUGAAUUUCCACGUCAAAUCAACAAUGGAGCAGGAGCAGAUUUUGAAAAGAGUCAAGAAAUGUCUUAAAGCAUCUUCUUCCAAGCAAAAGCGAAAAUGACUAAAGCCAGUGGUGCAGAUGAGGUUGGGCCGCAAAACCCAGGGCCCCCCAAAAUGACCACCCAAAAAGCAGGAAAUGAUGGGGGCUUGCCUAACCUCCAAUCACCAGUGUCACUGUGACUUCUCAGGGCAGGGGGAGACAGCAGAGAGUUUAGCAGGGGCGCUAGAUGGGCUCUUCCAGUGCAUAUUCACCAUGCUGACCUCAUUGUUUCUCCCGCUGGUAAGCUGCAUUGGUGGUUACUGUUGUGUCAGGGGCUGGUCUGGAUCGGAAGAUUGGAAAAUGCAAUCACAGGGAGAUCAGCUCCUAACAGAAGAGGAGGGAAAAUAUCCCCACCCACCCCAUUCCCAGCGUUUCCAGAAGCAGAGACAGGCAGAGACAGAAGCUGCACAGUUGAGAGAGGAACUACCCAGCUUUGAGAUAGUACCGUGGCUAGGCAACCAGAAGGGAGGGAGCAGCUGUGCGAUACAUCAAUCAAGAGUAGGGGGAAACCCCUCGCUCCCCUUGAACUCGGAGGUCCAAGCAUGCCAGAGAACAAAGGAGACGCAGAGGAGGGGCAUCUUGCAGAAGUGGGGAGGCGUUAGAGUGAGCAACUGCUAUCCUUGCAGAGAGUUGCCUGUCUGCUCGCAACAUCAUACUGUAGUAAAUCUACAAAAUCCUUGUUAAUUCUUAUUGGUGAGCUACCAGAAGGCAGAGGGGAACUCCCGUACUUGACAUGUUGGUAGGAAAGUGCUGCCCUCCUCCUGGUGACUGCUACUGAUCAAAUAGCCCCACAUAUACACCUGGACUGACAUGGACAUGGUGGAGCCCACUGUGGUGAGAGCUGGUUGCUGAAGUGUUAUUUUUCCUUUUCCUUUUAAAUGUUUUAUCGACGUGUUGUUGGCCAGGCAUAUGCAUUAAUAAGGAGGGGGAAGAAAUUUGAUUCAGUUCACAUUUAAAGGCAAACCUGCUUUUAAGCCACAGUUUCCUAAACAGUGCAAGAACACAGUCAUCCGUAAGUAACAUUCUCUUAAUUUUGCAAUGCAGUUCUGCAGUCAUGUAAUCUGUUCAGAUGUAUAUUACCAGGUUAAGUGUGCAUAAGAAAUGCAUCUAUUAAUGAGAAUGACAUAUUCCCAUUAUAUGAGGAGAGAGCGCUGUGCAUACUGGACAGUGUUGCAUACAAAGAUAUGUGCAUUAGGACAGAUUAAGACAAAAAUCUGUCCUUUUCUUUCUGUCUCUUGUACAGUUGUUUAUAAUACUUCUGAAAGCUUUUCCUUAUCUCUGUAGGGUUCUCUAUAUUUUUCCUGUCCAGCAUGAUGCUGGUAAUUGUACAGUACUUUGUUUCUGCCUCUUUUUCAAUUGCCAAGCUAGUAAUUUCGCACAUUUAUUAGCCGAUUCAAAAGUCCUUUGAUUUUCCAUUCAGUUUCCUGAUUAAUUAAUUGCGAAAACUGUGAUUGUAAAGCCUUUAUUUCCUUUUGAAUCUGUUGAUUUUUUGGAUUACUUCUCAACUUUUUUUCUUUAUCCUUCAAUUGUGUCAGGAUAUUAUCCUUCUUCUCAUUUUGGGCUUUCUUCCUUAUUGCAUUUUGCUGGAUCAGGAACCCUCUCAUUACCACUUGCGGCCCAAAUAACCCUUUUUUCUGUGUCCGUGUUCAAAUUUAUCUCAAAAUAGUCCUUUAGGGUCUUUUGGGCCUUCUUCACAAUCUGCUCAUUUCUCAAUAGCGCAUCAUUCAUCCUCCAUCUGAAAGAACCUUGAAGAGACAGUCUUAAUUCUACCAGCACAGCAUUAUGAUCAGAACAAGUCUUUGGGCAAAUCUCAGAUUUGCAUAUUCUUGGGGCUAACUCUCUAAUUGUCCAUAUAUAGUCCAAACGGCUGCACGACUGAUUUGCAUCAGAAUAGAACGUGAAGUCUUUUUCCACUGAAUUUUUCAAUCUCCAUGUAGCAAUCAUAUCAAAAUUGUCCAGCAUUUCAAAGAAAGUCUUUGGUAGUCUCCCCUCAUUAGUAAACUUUCUGUCCAUCAAGGUGGAGACUAUCCCGUUUAGGUCUCCCAUCAGGACAAUUUUAUAAUCCAGAUAGUCCAUUAAUGUAUUGUGAAGUUUCUUGAAGAAUUCAGCCUUGCCAUCAUUUGGUGCAUAAAUUGCCAGCAAUAAUUCCCCCCCCCCUGUGCUGUUAUUUCAACUGCAACAUAUCUUCUCUCUUCAUCUUUAAAGAUCAUUUUUGGAUUAAGUUUUUCUUUAGCAUAAAUUUCUUUAGCAUAAAUUACUCUACUUUUUUCACUUUAUCUGAUGAAAUAAAUUCUUGGCCCAGUCUUUUAUUUUGUAUAAUCUUUCUGUAUGUUCUCAUCACAUGGGUUUCUUGCAAACAUAUUAAAUCUAAAUUUUGUUUUAUCAGCACAUGAUGAAUUUGAUUUCUUUUGGCCCAUAAAUUCAAACCGUUCACCUUCCAUGAUAAUAUUCUCAAAGCCAUAUUGAUCUACUGUACUGCUCCUGCUCCUAAAUCCAAUCUGAAAAACUGUGGUCCUCCUGAUGGCAAUCCAGGUCCUUGGCCUAAUUCUGAUUCAAAAUCUUUGGUGUUCUUCUCCAAGAAUCUCCUCUUCUCUUCCACUGUUCUAAUUCAUACUUUCCUUUCUUGGUAUUUGAAGAAAAGGCCUUGGGGAAAAUCCCAGUGAAAGAAGAUCCCUUUCUUCCUUAGAGCACUUGCCAAAUCUGAAUAAUUAUUUCUCAGUUCCAGAAAGAAUUUAGGAAUUUCUUUAAAAAGCACGACCUGGCGUUCUUAAAUUCUUCUUAUAAUGCAAUCCCAGGAUUUUAUUUCUUUGUUCUUUGGUGUGGAAAAGCACCAGGCAAUUGUUUACAAUUCUUGAAUCUUUUUUUACCUCUUGCUCCAAACCUGUAGGCCUUCACAAUUGAUGCAUCCAAUUCUUCCUUGGCCAACUCCCAAUAUGACACAAAUUCCUGGACUAAGAAAUCCUUGUUCAAUUUCGGGCAGUCCUCUUAAACGUAAGUGCGACUCCUCUCUCAUCUGUAGAAAGGCAAUUGCAGUUUGUGCCAAUUCCUGUUGCCUUUCAAGGUCCUGUAAUUUCACCGAUUCCAGCUCUGUAACUCUUGCGUGGGCAAGUAACUUUCUUGCCGCUGUAGAUGCAUCCAUCCUCAAAACUGUUGGAAAAAAGAACCACCGAGGAGGAAAAACAUGAUCAAAGACUAGCAUAUUUGUAUUACAAACUGUAUUUGAAUCAAAAGAAUUUGUUUAUGUAGCUACUUGGAAUUGUGGGGAAGGGGGAACUGGGCGUGGGAGGGGGGGCAUAAGAGCUCCACUCUAGCUGCUGGUCUCACUGCUGCGGCUGCCUGGAACAAAAAAGAAGAGAAAAGAUUCUUAAUAUUUAAUUUAUUAUUAUAUUCAUAACCCAUCUUUCUGCUCCCCCCCCCCCGCCCCGCAACCAGAUUUUCUAUGGCCAGGGGCAUCUUGCCCAUAGGAGCUAGUGGCGCUGGGCACCACAGCGCCAAGUUCUGGAGGGCGCCAAGGAAGAGGCGAGGCUCAACACGGCGCCUCCCAGCAACAGCUCUCUGCCCUCCGCCAUGCCGCGCCGCGCCCGAAGCCUCCUCCCAGCCGGAGGAGCCACCCUCCAGCCUGGCCACCGUGAGGGAAAUGGGGUGGGGGUGGGGCGCCGGAGGGAUUUUUGCACCACGGCCCUGUCUCUGGCCUCCCUGUUCCUGAUGAAGAAAGAUCAACACUCACCCUCCACGUUGGUAUCAGUGGACUCCAUCCCCUGGUUGAAUGGUCUUACAAAAAUUUCUCUGAUCUUUAACACCUCCUCCUUUCCAUCUUUCAUUACUCUUACUUCUUCUUUCCAUCCAUCUUCCACCUCCUCACCGACCAGGGGAUGUAUCUUGGGCAAACGGCAGCAGGAGACCAGCAACCCGCGGAGCCUUCUCAGACUUCGGAACCUAGGAAAGAAGGGGGGGGGAUUAGGAAAUGGGUUCUAGAUACGUAUCUCUGCGCUACAUUUCUAAAUCUUGAGGGAACGUGAAAGAAGCAGAAUGCAGAAAGAAGGAGAAAUCCUACUUACACUUGAGACGAAGAGAGUCUCUCCAUUCUCUCACGGAACAUCUCGCGUUUGUCACUUGUUAUCCUCUCCCUCACUUGCUAUCCUCAAAUGGUUGCUCUUCCCAAAGUUCUCAGCCAAGUCACUCAGCAGGGGGACGUGUCACAAUGAAGGACAUGACCCCGUUACUUUAGCUAUCUUGCUUAGCAACUGGCAUUGUUCCCCUUAACAUUCACUUCUCAAAUAUAUCUUUCAGUGGGUUAAGCAGUGGGUUAAGCGGUGCACUCCUGGACAGGACAGGAAACACCUUGCAAACACACACCCUUUUCAACAUGGCGGGGUCACCAAGGGAAAGCACUUCUGGCCUAAACUAUGGCUGCUGUUUCUCACUUACCGGUAAUAGUUCAAAAUAACCCCUCUCAACACCCUGUAGUAAUCUGUCCAGUAUUAUGUUUAAAUGUACCCCAAGCUCUACAUUUGAUUAUUGGCUAUUCAAAACCAUUUUAUUUCAUUCACAAAAGAAAAUCUGACAUGUGAUUCUGAUAAAUGUUUAUAGACAAUGGAUGAGACAUUUAUUGAUCCUUUUUGUAAGUUGUUAUUUGUCUACUUUAAUGUUUUAUUUUUAUAUAGUAAUCCAGAAGGGGUUGGGGUGGGAAGCAGUUUUGAAUAUGAAACUGGUGGAUGACUGUCAUUCGUUCAGAUCCAUUUCAUAGAAUCCUAGAAUCUUAGAGUUGGAAGGGAGCCAAGGGUCAUCUAGUCUAACCCCCUGCAAUGCAGGAAUUUCAGCAACAGCAUCCAAGACAGAUGGCCAUCCAGCCUCUGUUUAAAAACCUCCAAGGAAGGAGAGUCCACCACCUUGCAAGGGAGUCUGCUCAACUGCCAAACAGCUUUUACUGUCAGAAAGGUUUUUACGAAUGUUUAGUUGGAAUUUCCUUUCUUUUAAUUUGAAGCCAUCUGUUUGAGUCCUACUGUCUGGAGCAGGAUAAAACAAGCACCCUCCCUCUUCCAUGUGAAAGCCCAUAAGAUAUCUGAAGAUCUCCUCUCAGUCUCCUCUUUUCCAGGCUAAACAUACCCAGCUCCUUCAAGCAUUUUUUGCAAGGCUUCAUUUCCAGACCCUUGAUCAUCUUGGUCACCCUCCUCUGCACAUGUUCUAGCUUGUCAGCAUCCUUCUUAAAUUGUGGUGCCUAGAAUUGGACACAGUAUUCCAAGUGUGGUCUGACCAAGGCAGAAUUGAGUGGUACUAUUACUUCCCUUGAUCUGGACAGCCUAGAAUAGUGUUAGGUUUCUUUUGCUGCGGCAUCAAGCUGUUGACUCAUGUUAAGCUUUCGGUCCAGCAAGACCCUUAGAUCUUUCCCACGGAUACUGCUAGAAAGCCAGCUGCCCCCCAUCCUAUCUUAGUGAAUCUGGUUCUUCCUGUCUAAGUGCAGAACCUGACAUGACUCCCUAUUGAAAUUCAUUUUGUUCACUUGCGCCCAGUUCUCCAAUUUGUUCAUGUCAUUUUGAAUUCAGAUAAUUUCCCUCCCACUUGGGAGGCUUCCGUUGGCUUGGUUCUAAGAAUGCGUACACACUCAGAUGGUCACAGUUCCUGUUUUAUAAGCACAGCUUUCCCUAAGCGCAGGCUUAGAUUCUGUGGUUCUGUGGCUCUCUCUUCUAAUUCUUUGCUGUAUCACUUCCUAAUCAGUCCUUUCCCUUAUUAAGAUAACAAUAACAUUGAUAAGGGUAAUAGUAACAAGAACAUUAGCGCCAUCAUGCUGCCUGCUAGCACAACCAAACAACAAGGGGUCAUUUCUCCACCUCGCACACGUAAGGGCACAGCAAGGGGCGCUCCUGCCGUGGAGGUGGCUAAAAAAACUAAGAAGAGGGCGCUCUCUUAGGGGAGGAAGCGUACCCCCACACCAUGUGUUUCUGCUGGAGGCAAGAAGGCAACAUCGGUUGGCUCUUCCACCGCACCUGGGAGCCUUGCGACCACCAUCAAGUAGUCUGCUAUUGGGUGCUUUCCUGACCUCCUUUGGGUUGUCUAUCAAUUUUCCUUUAUCUUUGAUUUUAGAUAUAAUAUUUUGAGUUUCUUUUUUCUUCAGUUGUCACACCAGCAACUUGCUUGAUUUUUUAGCAUGUUCGAAGUACUUAUGUUUCAUUCUUUUUCUUUACUAUUGUUCAUUGUUCAUUGUAUUUGUAAUAACUUAAUCACUUGCUUUAUAGUUUCUUUGUUGGGUUUCUGAAUACUUUUUCCUUUUUUGUCAAGGCCUCUAAAAUUUUCUUUUUCUUCUGUUCUCUCAAUUUCUUUUUAUAUGUGUUUUGUUGUAUAAACAGAUCUCUCCUGACCACCUUACUGGCAUCCCAAACCACCUGUAAUGUUGUUUCUCUAUUUAAAUUUAAUUCAAAAUAAUCUAAUAUUUUCUCUGCUUUUUCUAAAAGUUUCUGAUCAUCUAACAACUCCUUAUUCAAUCUCCAUCUACGAGUGGAGUCAUUUCCCUCUCGUAGUUGCAGUGCUACUGGAUUAUGAUCUGGAAUUGUUCUUAGUAAUAUUUCUAUUAUUUUAACUCUGAGUUUGUAUUCUUGUUAUAAAAAAGCGCGCCUAGAUAUUCUGCUGUUGCACCCAUAACCUAGGUUUAAGGUGCCAUUUAGCUCCUAGCGUUCAUAUCUCAGUUUCUAACCACAUACAUACACACAAACGAAGGAAUGGAGAGAGAGAAAGAAGAUGGAGAUGGAGAAAAGAGAAG
Molecule: messenger RNA, 7846 nt
Organism: Zootoca vivipara (common lizard)
Lineage: Eukaryota; Metazoa; Chordata; Lepidosauria; Squamata; Lacertidae
Gene: ITPA
Product: inosine triphosphatase
Biological process (GO): nucleoside triphosphate catabolic process
Cellular component (GO): cytoplasm
Molecular function (GO): nucleoside triphosphate diphosphatase activity
Source: RefSeq, a predicted model, not a curated record